Messenger RNA from Paramecium primaurelia, 899 nucleotides. The record is from the annotation of a GenBank genome assembly. Lineage: Eukaryota; Ciliophora; Oligohymenophorea; Peniculida; Parameciidae.
AUGUUGGCGAAAGAUAAACAAUGGUAAUACAGGAAAAUAUAAGCUGUCAUGUCAAAGUGGAUUAAUGAGGCUGAUAUUUUGAUUGAAAUGAUUAUUUGCAAUUUUCCUUCAUCUAUAGAGGUAUAAAAGAAUAGAACAUCCUAUUUGUUUGAAUGUCCUUUAAAUAAUACCAUACCUUAAUUUAUGAGAGAAUGUGAUUUUAAGGGACCCUUAAUAUGUAUCAUUCAGCUAAAUUGUAUUCAAAAAAACUGAAAUGUUAGUAUUAAAUUAAAUUUGAAAUUAUAAGUGGCAUUAUUGAAUUUGUAAGGAGUUUUUUAACAAAUUUCUUAAUCGUAUCAAGAACAAAUUCUGAAAAAAGUAGAUUUUUUUUUUUGGUAGAAUAUUUUCAGGUACUGUAAGAAAAAGUAUAAUUGUUUAAAGACUAUUCAAAUAAAAUACUGAUGAUAUCCAAUUAAGCAUAAUACAUAUCAGAUGUUUCUUGUGGUUAUAUUUUAUGAUUAGGAUGUUGUCUUAUUAAGGAGGGGUACAGAAAAAUAAUUAUUUAAUAUAUAUCGGAUCACCCAGAAUCUUAUCUAAUCAGAUCAACGAAUUAUUUAGUUUUACCAUUAAUAAAAGUGCCUGUUUGACCUUAAACUAUAUUAUAAGAGUGUUUGAAGAGAUUAUUCUAAUCCGAUCAAUUAACGAAUUGUAAAUCUGAAAAGACAAGAGUGCUUACAUUAGCAGGUUGUGGAGAAUUACAUUUAGAUAUUUGCUUGAAUUAUUUAGUGAAUGAUUUUGCAAAAUUUAAAUAAUUUGAUCUAAUCCAAUUUUAUCUUAUAAAGAAACUGUUUAAGCAACAUAAAAUGUUGAGUUUGUUGCUUAAUCUCUCAAUAAUAUCAUACAAAAUAUGCUUAUGCUGA